This is a messenger RNA of Cavia porcellus (domestic guinea pig), 1291 nucleotides long. RefSeq names its product chromosome unknown C18orf32 homolog (gene CUNH18orf32). NCBI's taxonomy places the organism in Eukaryota, Metazoa, Chordata, Mammalia, Rodentia, Caviidae. Gene Ontology annotation, biological process: positive regulation of canonical NF-kappaB signal transduction. The record is from RefSeq and is a predicted model, not a curated record. The transcript is spliced from 5 exons. The coding region runs from base 434 to 661 and encodes 75 amino acids.
GCGUUUGCCUCCUGGUCGUAGAUGACCCGGAUUUCUCUGUUGGAAGAUUCGUGGGGUAUCGCCCGUGGUGUGUUCUGUCCUCGGCGUUUCCGAGUGGCUCUGGAGGCUCCAGCGCGCGUGGUCACAAAAUCCCAGGCUGGUGCGCGACUCUCCUGGCCACCCAGCCUUGUGGCGGCCUGCGCUCAAAACACCAAGCCCGACUCUUAACGGGUUUACUGGGUUCGAAUUUGCAGCGAUCCUCCUGCAUUGACUUCUGAGUGCUGGGAUUACAGGUGCCCUAGUAUAAGCUCCAGCACAGGAUAAAAAGGGAGGAGAAAGGAAAAGAGAAAAAACAUACUGAAGAAGAGUUCUUGCCUGGGAAAAACCAGUUGAUUUUUACCCUAGGAAUCUUUGGAAGUGGUAUCUUGCAGCUUAGGACCUCGAGCCUGUGACAAUGGUGUGCAUUCCUUGCAUAGUCAUACCGAUUCUGCUCUGGAUCUACAAAAAGUUCCUGGAGCCAUACAUAUACCCUUUGAUUUCGCCUUUUGUUAGUCGUAUAUGGCCUAAAAAAGCUCUACAAGAGUCCAGUGAUAAAAGUAAAAGUCAAGUUGACUGUAAGGGUGCAGACAUAAGUGGACCAACAAAAGGACCAACAGAAAUCUGUGAUAAAAAGAAAAACUAAUGCCAUUUUCCCAAAGGAUCUCAAUUGUUUUAAAAAUGGACCUGAUAAUAUAAAGCACCUUUUUCGUAAUUAUCUCUGACCUUUUCUCUGAGACCAGAAUUCAGGGUAGACAGUUUAGAUAUUCACCUGACACUAAUCAGGAAAUACAUAGUAUUUAUAUUUAAAAUAUAUUUAGUUGUAUUUAGUGACUUCAUUUCUAGUUCCUUGUUCAUUAAAGUAGCUCAUUUCUAUUAUUGCCUUUUUUGAGGAUUGGAACAAAUUGAAGGUUUGUGCAGUAGACACUUUGUUACUAAAUCAGUACUUAAAAUCCUAGAGCCUGUAGCCUUUGUUCAUAUGAAUUAGACUGCUGCACACUCUAAUUUUUGUGGGUUUUUCUAAUUUGAGUGGAGUAAAUUUUACCAUAAAACAUGAUAAUGAUGUGAAAUGUAAUGGUAUAAUUACUAUCCAACAUGGCGGAACAGUUUAUCCAUGAGAAUAAUAGUUAUUAUUUAUUGUUCUAAGAAAGGUAGAAAAGAUGGAAAUAGGAAACUUAUUUGAAAAAUGAAACAUCUUCUAUGUAAAUAUUCAGUGAAUAAAUUCUAACUUGCAUUCCUUCUAUUCCUACAAAUACAUUAAACAUUGUUUAUCUAA